Messenger RNA from Paramecium sonneborni, 171 nucleotides. NCBI's taxonomy places the organism in Eukaryota, Ciliophora, Oligohymenophorea, Peniculida, Parameciidae. The record is from the annotation of a GenBank genome assembly.
AUGGAUUGUGAUACAUUGUAAUCUAAGAAAUUACUUUAAUUUUAACAGACCCAAUAAUAAUCUUACGAUCCAGCUGUUGUUUUAGAUUAGAUGAGUAUGAAAACUAAUAAUUAUUUUUAUCCUUAAUAUAUUUCUAUUUAUAAGAAUAAUUUACUUACUAACCCAAUUUGA